AAUGGACGGCCGUGGUUGGUCGUGUUUCGCAUGCAUGUUAGCAGUCCGACAAGCCUGCCGAGCAACAUGGGCGGGCAGCAUUCUUGCGGUACCUGCGGCUGCAAUGGGCUUGACAGGUGCUCAACCAGAGGAAGUGUUGCAGACGGGUGGAGCUUUCGGUCAGCUGGGUGGAUAUGUUAUGCACCACGAGGGCGGCUUGACCAAGAACGGCCGUGGCUCUGGUGCCAGUCAGCUGCAUCAAAGAGAGCAGGUAGAUAUCGUCGUGUUCCCCUCCGCAACGCUUCGAGUCGGCGGCAACACCAUCGCUACCCUGAGGCAACGACAAAAAGAAGAGCGUUUCGGACAUUUUGCUGUGCACAUCGACAUUGUCGCCCGCCUGCACACCUCAUCCUCUGGCCCCAGCGGGAAGGGACGAAACACGCGCGGCUUCCUCAGCGAGCCAGGCCCUGACCCACCCCCAACACGCAACCCGACCAAAGGCGCCGGCCGGCACACGCUCAUCUUACCACGCUACUGCGCCCUCGUCCUCAGGUUUCCUCACCACCUUUGCGCCGCAUCACGCCUUUUGCUUCUUUGUUGCGUCGCCCGCAGCCCGUCUUUGUUCCUAGUCACUCGUUAUACACCCUUCUGCUCGCCUUAUUCCUACGCGGAAAACGUCUUCCGGAUAGAAAAGCGAUGCGUUGCAUGUGAACAGGCACCGCUCUCGUGCGAGGGCAUCAAAUGUCCUGCCAACCAGGUCUGCGUACAAAACUCACGAACAUGCGACCAGUGCGCCUCCGUAGGCUGCCAGUUCGACCCCACUGCAGGCGAUGCUGCCCCUAGCAAACCAAACGUCGGCGCCAUAGCCGGAGGUGUCAUUGGAGGCGUCGCCUUCAUCGCCAUUCUCACAUUCGUCGUAUGGAAGUACUGUCUGAAGGGCAAGAGGAGGCCAAUGUCACAACAGAGUGAAUGGCAAGAUGUGGACAUGUCACAGCAGGAGAAGGUGGACAACGACUUCCAGUCACGGCGGAGCGCGCGCGCAUCUACACACACCGUUGCCUCGAUGGCCUCGUCCGUCCUUACCCGUGCCUCCAACAUCAUCCAAAUCGCCUACAUUCCCGGUGUCACGAACCGCUCAGGACCCGGAUCGCCCGACCUGCUCGUUCCGCCCGUUCCUCCGAUUCCUGCCAUGUCGCCUUCGUCUGGCAUGAGCACCCCGUACUCGACCGCCGACCAGCACUUCUUCGUUCCUGACUUCCGCGACUCGAUGAUGUCCUCCAGCACCGCCGGCCGCACAAGCAUCGCCCCAAGUCUCGCUCAACGAGGCAGCGUUGCAUCGACCAUGUACCGACAAAACGCCAUCGUAUCUCCACUCCCUGCUCAGACCAUCGUACGCGGAAAGGCAGCUGUCGUCAGCGUCAAGUCGACUGCGACCAAUAGUCCCGCAGAGACUCCAAGCAUGGAAACACCACCCGUACCUCAAAUCGAUCCCAAGCACACUGUAAAGCCCAUCCGAAUCCACAUGCCUGGUAUCAGCCCCGCAAACUCCGUCCGAAGUACCGCACAACUUGGCCCUGUCCGAGCACUGAACAUCACCAAGAAGAAGAGCACCGACAUCACACCACCCAAGAGCUCCUCGAACUCGACAAACAGCGCAGACCGAACCCUCGUCAACACUCCCGAAGUCCUCGUACCCUCUGCGCGACCACUCACCGGCUACUCAACAGCCUCAUCAGAUGACGGCGCUGCGCACUCGCGUGCACGCAGGGGAAGCUUAGCAUCCGACUCCGGCGACGACUCCGACGAUGAUCACAAGCGUGCGCGACAGACCCUUCUUCGCAGUAACUCGGGCAGUGACCGUAAUUCAGAAUACACUGAAUUCCAGGAUAGCACACCUACCAAGGACCGAAGUCCUUUCACAGACAGCUCGUCGCUCGAACCGCCACGACCGAUGAUGUCGCAGCGUAUCACCUCGUACGAUACUGAGCGAGGCUUGCGCACACCGAUGACGCCUAUUGUAGAGGAAGCGUCAGCAUCGAAACGCGGCAGCACCGUCUCAAAUAGGAGGGACCAGAGUCCUUUCUCUGAUAACAACAAGAGCGAGUUGUAAAUGAGGUUCUUUGUUCAAUCUGCAAAGACAUCUAGCCAUUGCGGCAAUCACAGUUUCCUUACAAUUCUCUUCUAUCGAAGAUCUGGGCAUUACGACUCCCGAGAUCUGGCAUCUCGGAUGCAUUACUCUAACUUUCGUUUUUUUCAUUCAUUGAUAUCCAAGCAUCUUUCUGUCAUGAUCUGGUUGGUCUUCAACUUAACGUCUAGCUUUGACGGACGUAGUGCGAUGACCACCGCACGGUUUUAUAUUCCUGUAUGUAUGUAUUUCGAGCGCUGAGCGAGCAAGCGAAGCGACGUGGAUGGAAAGGAUUGGGAUAAGCAGGAUGGGAGAUAGGCUGAAAUGAAGAUAUCGAUACCACCCCAUU
Messenger RNA from Alternaria alternata, 2453 nucleotides. RefSeq lists its product as hypothetical. The annotation marks the transcript as partial. NCBI's taxonomy places the organism in Eukaryota, Fungi, Ascomycota, Dothideomycetes, Pleosporales, Pleosporaceae. The record is from RefSeq and is a predicted model, not a curated record. The transcript is spliced from 3 exons.